Messenger RNA from Paramecium sonneborni, 226 nucleotides. The record is from the annotation of a GenBank genome assembly. Lineage: Eukaryota; Ciliophora; Oligohymenophorea; Peniculida; Parameciidae.
AUGAGUUAAGUGUCUCAAAGAUAAAGAAGUCCUUCUCCUUAAUCCCCAGAAAAGGUUGCUUAAAGAGAGAAAGCAGCUUAAGCAAUGAAAAGACGUAAUUAAACAUAGCCAAGCUUUUUUGAAAAAUAUGCUUACCAUUUGGUUAUAGGAGCAUUUGGAUUUGUAUGUGUUUAUGCUUUGUUUUCCAUAUUGACAAGAUCAAGCAAGAAAUUAACAACAGCUCCUG